AUGGAUGAUCUCUUCGAAACACUCCCACGACACACUUGUAGCUGGAUAAAAGCUCUAAGUAUUCCAACAAAAGGAAAAGGUGCUUACUACAAGUAUGAAGGCUUUUGGAACUUCCGCAUAUUACUUGAAGGAGCUAUUUUGGCUCAACGAACCUUCAAGGCUCAACCAAGUGACGUAUUCUUGUGCAGCAGUCCAAAAGCUGGCACAACUUGGCUAAAGGCCUUGGCUUUUGCCAUUGUAACCCGAAAACAGUUUGAUGCAGCGUCCAGCCCGUUGCUUACCACAUUCCCUCAUGAUUGUGUUCACUACCUCGAGUCAGGCCUUGAACAGAUCAAUGAAAACCACAAGAAUUCAGACUUCCCACUUGUGGCUACACACCUUCCUUAUGCUUCCUUGCCGAAAUCAGUCGUGGAUUCAGAUUGCAAGAUUGUUUAUAUAUACAGAAACAUAAAAGAUGUCCUGGUUUCUCACUACUGUUACAUGAUAGAAGUAGCAAAGUUACAAGUUGAAGAUGUGCCAUUUGAAGUGGUGUUUGACGAGUUUUGUCAAGGCAUCUCAUGGUAUGGGCCAUAUUGGGAUCAUAUUUUGGGAUACUGGAAAGCGAGCCAAGAAAGGCCUGGAAGAAUUCUUUUCUUGAAAUAUGAAGAUAUGAAAAUGGACACUACAAGCAAUGUGAAAAGACUUGCGGAGUUCAUUGGGUAUCCCUUUUCGAUAGAAGAAGAGAAAACUGGUAUGGUUGAAAGUAUUAUAAAGUUAUGUAGCUUUGACAAUCUGAGCAACCUAGAGGUGAAUAAAAAUGGAAAUUAUCGUCCUGAAAAAAUUGGUGCUGUAGCAAACCGGCACCUUUUCAGGAAGGGCAAGGAUGGUGAUUGGAAGAACUACUUCACUGAUGAGAUGGAAAAAAAGAUGAACAAGCUCGUUGAUGAGAAACUGAUUGGCAUUGAUUUGGUCCUAAAGUGA
Messenger RNA from Erigeron canadensis, 960 nucleotides. Its product is annotated as flavonol sulfotransferase-like. Gene Ontology annotation, cellular component: cytoplasm. The record is from RefSeq and is a predicted model, not a curated record. The transcript has a single exon. NCBI's taxonomy places the organism in Eukaryota, Viridiplantae, Streptophyta, Magnoliopsida, Asterales, Asteraceae. The coding region runs from base 1 to 960 and encodes 319 amino acids. Gene Ontology annotation, molecular function: sulfotransferase activity. Gene Ontology annotation, biological process: sulfation.